This is a messenger RNA of Camellia sinensis, 1388 nucleotides long. The record is from RefSeq and is a predicted model, not a curated record. NCBI's taxonomy places the organism in Eukaryota, Viridiplantae, Streptophyta, Magnoliopsida, Ericales, Theaceae.
UUUAAGGGAUGUGUUACAUGAUGACUAUCAUGGAAUUCCUAGAACACAUCAUUUCUUUUCUAUCUCGGUUUUGCUACUUACUUCCAAUGUUCCCUUUUUUUGUUGGUAAUAUAUUUCUUUUUGAUAAUUAAUUAUCUCUAAAUGUUAAUAAUACAGGCAUUGAUUUGGAAAUUCCAGAUACUGAUGUCACUCCAUCUCCCCUCACUGGUUAUGCAUCAUCUUCUCAUGGUUCCAAAGAAAACGCGUUCGAGUUGCUGGUCAGUCAAGAUUGGAACUUGGGAGUUAUGCCAGUGCAUAUCAGGUUAAAUUGGUCCCAUCUGCAGUUAUUCUUGAGAGACUGCACAACAAAAUUCAGUUUUGUUUUCACCAGGGAUGAAAUUAUUACCAACUGGGAGGAAAAAUGUCUUCUACCUCACUUUAUAUGGAUCGGUGCUUGGACCUGUUCCUUCCUGUUACAUCACUUUUCAAUGUUGGUCAAUUCAAUUCUUGUCAAUUUUGGGCUGAGUGAAGAGAUGCACAACCCUGUUUCUAUUUUUGUACUACUUGGGAUUGUCAUUGCAGGAGCUGCCCUAGGGUAUUGGAUGGUGCGGAAAUUUGUUAUUGCAGAAGAUGGAAGUGUGGAUGUUGGCAUAGCUCAAUUCGUGAAAUGGGCCAUGCGCGUCAUUGCAGCCACAUUUAUCUUCCAGAGUACUCUUGAUACUCCUUUGGCAAUGGGGGCAUUGGCUUCUUGUUUGUCAAUCUGCUUUCUUAUCACUUCCUUCAAGUGGAAUGGUCUAGACAGGUCAGGGAUGGUGGGUUCACGGGGAACACUGUGGAACAGCUCAAGGAGAUCUUCUGGUUGGUCUGACUCUCCUGUUAAAGGGAAGUUUGUGGUGCUAAUUCUUUCAUGAUUGCCACUUCGCCGACUAUGACGGGGAUUGAGCUGCCCAGUCAGCUCGCGGGGGCCCAAGGGGCAGCGCUCCUUGGCGGGUCGGGGCAGCACCCAGGCAGGGUCGAGGGGUAGUGCCCCCGAAGCAAAAUGCAAAAAUGCAUUCAAAGUUGUUUGGUCGCUUGAGCGAAGGAGUGUGUGCUCGAGUGAAGAAGUCUUGCUUUCAGAAGCUGCGUCUAUUUACCAAAAACCUGAGAAGGAAGAUUGUACGUUUGAGUGACAAAAGCUUGGCUCGAGUGACGCCUCUUGAGGAAAACACGGGUUUUUGUUUCCUCGCUCGAGCGAGAGAGUCUUCGCUCGAGUGAGCUUCGCAGUCCCUGUUUUCUAUAAGCACUUGUUUUAGUCCAAAACUAGGAUUACGUUUUUGAGAUCUUCUUUAAGGUUUUUGGGUUUUUUUACUAGUUUUCCUUGAUGUUUUGAUUGAGUAUUAGACUCAUGUUUUGAUAAGCACACAUCAAGG